Molecule: messenger RNA, 5497 nt
Organism: Rhincodon typus (whale shark)
Lineage: Eukaryota; Metazoa; Chordata; Chondrichthyes; Orectolobiformes; Rhincodontidae
Product: zinc finger protein 271-like
Exons: 2
Coding region: 509-1792 (427 amino acids)
Biological process (GO): regulation of transcription by RNA polymerase II
Cellular component (GO): nucleus
Molecular function (GO): RNA polymerase II cis-regulatory region sequence-specific DNA binding; DNA-binding transcription factor activity, RNA polymerase II-specific
Source: RefSeq, a predicted model, not a curated record
UCUGAUUUCCAGGCUGAGUUUUAGUGAUGGUAUAUUCCUGAAUAUGAGAAGAAGGAUUGCAACAUAACACACCAGGUAACAUAAACAUAGACACCGCAAAUGGACCCUGACCAUCGCUCUAGGAAUAACUGCAUAACUGUGGGAAGGCAUCCAGUCCCUUCACAGCAUUGCUCAACAACAGAGAAGGUUGGGCAGUGAAACCAUCAUCUGGAAAUCGGUUGGUCAGAGAAGCUUUGAAAUUAUCAGAUCUGAAACUGGUCAGUGGUGUGGAGCCUUCCAUCAGAACCAACCUUUCUGAAGGUUCGGCUGUGGGUGAUCAGUCAGGGUGAGACUGGAAAAAAGUGUGAGUGGCUCCAAGUGUGGCGAGAGCUUCAGUCAUUCAUUGAUCCUCAAGAAUUACUGGGUGCUUCUUCCAGGUGAGAGGCUGUUCAAGUGUGAGGUUUGUGAUGAGGUUUCCAGCAGCUCAUAAGAUCUCCUAACACCCAAGGUACAUCUGCUGAACAGACUGAUGGAAGAGAAAUUUUUCAAGUGUGAGGUGUGUGACCAAGAUUUCAUGCGGCUAUCGAUGCUCAUGCAACACCGAAGUAUCCACAGCUUGGGGAAGCCCUUCAUAUGUGAGGUGUGCAACAAAUCGUUCUCACAGUCAUCACACCUCCGCACACAUCGAUACAUUCAUACAGGGGAAAAACCAUUCAGGUGUGAAGUUUGUGAUAAAGCUUUUACAACAUCUACAACCCUCCUGACUCACCAACGUCUUCACACAGGAGAGAAACCCUUCAGCUGUGAGGUGUGUGACAAAUCGUUCUCACAGUCCUCACAACUCCGCACGCAUCGAUAUGUUCAUACAGGGGAGAAACCUUUCAAAUGUGAAGUUUGUGAUAAAGCUUUUGCCACGUCUACGAUCCUCCUGACUCACCAACGCAUUCACACAGGAGAGAAACCUUUCAAAUGUGAGGCGUGUGACAAAUCAUUUUUACACUCAUCUCAACUUUGUGUACACCAACGUGUUCACACCGGGGAGAAACCGUUCACAUGCAAGUUUUGUGACAAAUCAUUCUCACGCUUAUCAAACUUCAGCCUCCACCAACGUAUUCACACGGGGGAGAAGCCAUUCACGUGUGAGUUGUGUGACAAAUCAUUCUCGCGUUCUUCACACCUCCGCUUGCACCAACGCUUUCACACUGGGGAGAAACCAUUCACAUGUGAGUUCUGUGACAAAUCAUUCACACAGUCUUCUAACCUCCGUACACACCAACGCAUUCACACUGGGGAGAAACCGUUCACGUGCGAGUUCUGUGACAAAUCAUUCUCGCAUUCAUCGCACCUCCGCCUCCACCAACGCAUUCACACGGGGGAAAAACCAUUCACUUGUGAAGUGUGCAACAAAUCGUUCUCACGCUCAUCGCGUCUCCUCAAUCACCAACGCAUACACACAGGGGACAAACCAUUCACAUGCACGUUGUGUGAUAAGUCAUUUUCACGAUCAUCAACCCUCCUCACCCACCAACGCAUUCACACAGGAGAGAAACCAUACACAUGCAAAGAAUGCGACAAAUCAUUCUCAGACUCAUCGACCCUCCGCGUGCAUCGACGCAUUCACACUGGGGAGAAACCGUACACAUGCAAAAUGUGCGACAAAUCAUUCUCACAGUCAUCUAAACUCAGGAGACACCAGCGUUUGCACACAGGGGAGAGACCAUUCAGAUGUGAGGUUUGUGAGAAGACUUUCACCGACUCUUGUACUUUCCUGAGACACCAGCGGAUUCAUGAAGGGGAAAAUCCCUUCAAAUGAGAGAUAUGUAACAAAGUGUUCAAUGGUCAUUGAGGUUUAUCAGUUGAUCCGCACUGGACAGAAAGUCUUCAAGUCUGAGGUUUUGACAAAGCUUUUGUGACAUCUUUGAGAUUCCUGAUACAGCACGUGAUUCACAUAGGGAGAAUAGUAUUUUAGGUAUGUGACAAAUCCUUCUCACAUUUAACAAACCUGUAUGCACGUCAACAUUUCUACGCAGGAGAGGAGCAAAUUGUCUGAAUUGUGAGAUGUAUCAAUUGUGCAAUGAAUAAAUCUAUAAACACUCUAACAUGUUCAUACAAGAUAAGUGAAAGAAACUAGAUAGUGUGAGUUGUAAGACAAAGGCUUGACAGAUUUAAGAAGCCUGUUCCACCACCAGGCAAUCCAUAGGAGAGAGACCCUUCAAAGUGAGGUUUGGAAUAAAGCUUUUGAGAUGUCUAUAUGCCUCCUGAUAAACUAGAAGAUUCACACAGGGCAGAAACCCUUCAGAUUCGACAUGAGUGACAAAACCUUCAGACAGCCUUGGUGCUUUGCAAAUACCAAAUCAUUCCUGUGUAAUGCAUGCACCAAAUCCUUCUGAAUGCCGUCUUAGCUCCUGCUCCAUCAGAGGAUCCAUAAAUAGGAGAUAGCUUUCAACUGCAAGAUUUGCAACUACAUUUUUGGGAGCUCGAACAGAUACAAUGGGUUUGAUGGUCUCCUUCUGUACUGUAAAAUUCUAUGAUUCAUUAGAUACCAGAAAUUUCACUCAGGAGGAGAAACCCUUCAAAUGCAAUGUUUGUGAAAAACUUAAAUCCAAGCUCCCAUCUCCUGAAGCAUCAGAGAAUCCACACUGAUGAAAAAUCCGUCAUGAGUGAAAUGUGUGAAAGGCAUUCACACAUCAGUGUGUCUCCUGGUUGAUUACAUGAUUACUUUAUGCCUGUCUUCAUUGAGGAAGAUAUUAAAAAUCUCCCAGCAUUAGAGAUGGAAGAGUCAAGGAAAAAUGUGGAAUUGAAUGAAAUUACAAUUUGCAAGAAGUUUUUGUUGGAAAAAUUAAUGACAUUUGAUAAGUUACCAGGACCUAUUAGUCUACAUCGCAGAAUAUUUAGAAAUGUAGCUUUUAAGAAGAAAGAUGUCAAACUUAUGCAAAUAUUAACAUUGCUGAAAAAGAUACUGUAUGGAAGCUUUUCUUCUUGCACUUAUCAGGACAAUUCUGAAGAAUGUCGGGUCAAGGGGAAAACAAAAAUUGAUACUGCAUGAGAGGAGAGUGCUUAUUGUUUGGCAAGUGCAUUCAGCUGGGCGGAGAUGUUCCCUGGAGAGUGCACUGAUUAAUGCUGGUUGACAAUUAACUGCCAGGUUUUACUUUAAUAUCAAAACAAAUUGAUUCUGAUUGGUCAGGUUAGUCCCAUGAGAAAUGAACCAUCAAAUGGAUACCAGCUAUUUUGUUGAGUUGAAACACUUUGUGUACAUAUUAAUAUCAUGUUUGAAUGCUAAAUUUUACAAAGAGGCAGAGAUGAAUGUGGGUCAUUUCUACCAAGGUUUUCUUUUAAAUAAAAUUAAGUUUAGUGUCCUUGCUCAGAACCCAUAUGGCUAUAGUGUUUUAAUGGAAAAUUGUUAAUACUGUGGUGGUUUAUGGUAAGUUGGUAAACACUGAAGGUCAUUUGUUUAUGGCAGAUAGGUGAACAUUUAAGAUUAACUUAUUGUCAGUUCAGAAAAAUUGAGAUGUGGAGGUGCCGGUGUUGGACUGGGGUGGACAAAGUCAGAAGUCACAUGACACCAUGCUAUAGUCCAACAGGUUUAUUUAAAAUCACAAACUUUCGGAGUGCUGCUCCUUCAUCAGUGAAGUCAUGGAUUGAUUUUAGUUUACAAUACCAGCGAUUGAAAGUUUUACUUUGUGACAGUCGGAGGAGACGUGACUGUUUUUUUUUGGGGGGGGGGGGGGGGGGAGGGGGUGCCGGUGGCAUGGUCAGAAGCAAUUGUACUUUCUCUCAUUUAAAGGAGUUUAGUACAAUUCAGGAAAAAUACAGUCACCUCAGCACAACAGUGUUGUUUGUGCACCUUCCAAGCCAGAGAAUUUGGUUAUAAAUCUGCAAGUUAUUAGAAACUGUGAAAGUUCAAGCUCUCAGUUCUCUGAGUAUUCAUAUAAGAAGAUUCAACAGUCCACAGGAAGGAAGCCGGGGAGAAUUACUUAAGUAGACCUGAAAGGUUAUAUAUAGAAGUGUGAUUGCCCUGGACUUGAAUUGAUGGUGUUGGAAAUUAGGUUGUAGAGCUGUACAGCAUGGAAACAGACCCUUCGGUCCAACUCGUCCAUGCCGACCAGAUAUCCUAAAUUAAUCUACUCCCACUUUCCAGCAUUUGGCCCAUAUCCCUCUAAACGCUUCCUAUUCAUGAACCCGUUGAGAUGUGUUUUAAAUGUUCUCCUUCCUCUGGCAGCUCAUUCCAUACACGCACUAUCCUCUGUGUGAAAAAGUUGCCCCGUAGGUCCCUUUUAAAACUUUGCCCUCUCACUUUAAACCUAUGACCUCUAGUUUUGGACUCCCCCAUCCUGGAGAAAAGACCGGGGUUAUUCACCCUAUCCGUGCCCCUCGUGAUCUUAUAAACCUCUGUAAGGUCACCCCUUAGCCUCUGACACUCCUGGGAAAAUAGCCCCAGCCUAUCCCUGGAGCUCAAACCCUCCAACCCUAGCAACAUCUUUGUAAAUCUGUUCAUAGAAUCAUAGAGUCUCUACAGUGUGGAAACAGGCCCUUUGGCCCAACAAGUCCACACUGACCACUGGAGCAUCCCACCCAGACCCAUCCCCCUAAUCUACACAUCCCUGAACACUACAGGCAGUUUAGCAUGGCCAAUCCACCUAGCCUGCACAUCUUUGGAUUGUGGAAGGAAACCAGAGCACCUGGAGAAAACCCACGCAGACAUGGGGAUAAUGUGCAAACUCCACACAGAUAGUUGCCCAAGGGUGGAAUUGAACCCGGGUCCCUGGCACUGUGAGGCUGCAGUGCUAACCACUGAGCCACCGUGCCACCCUUUUUCUGAACUCUUUCAAGUGUCACAAUAUCCUUCCUAUAGCAAGGAUACCAGACCUGAAUGCAGUAUUCCAAAAGUGGCCUACAAAUUUUGUACAGCCACAACAUGACUUCCCAACUCCUAUUCUCAGGGCACUAACCAAUAAAGGCAAACAUAUCAAAUGCCUUCUUCACUAUCCUGUCUACCUGGGAUUCCACAUUCAAGGGAACUAUGAACCUGCACUCCGAGAUCUCUUUGUUCAGUAACACUCCCCAGGACCUUACCAUUAAGUGUCCUGCCCUGAUUUGCCUUUCCAAAAUGCAGCACCUCACAUUUAUCUAAAUUAAACUCCUUCUGCCACUUGUAACCCCAUUGGUCCAUCUGAUCAAGGUCCCGUUGUACUCUGAGGUAACCUCCUUCACUGUCCAUUACACCACCAAUUUUGGUGUCAUCUGCAAACUAAUUAACCAUACCUCCUAUGUUCCAAAUCAUUUAUAUAAAUGACAAAAAGCAGUGUACCCAGCACAUUGCUGAUAACAGGCCUCCAGUCUGAAAAGCAACCUUCCAACACCAAACUUUGUCUUCUACCUUUUGUAAAUUUUGUUUUGCUUUGCAUUUAAUUUUUUUUCUAAGUUAUCUUCUACAUAUAGCUUGGUUUGUUUAGUUUUGUUCUGAUCUUAUGUGUAAUAAUCUUUUGUUUUGUUCAAUAAACUCUGCAGUCUCAUGUGA